UAUGUUUCAAGAGUAAUGAAACGAUUGCACUUAGUUGCUUUGGCCAUACGUUCGGUUCGACUAGCCAAAUGAAACCAACCUAGUGUUUGGCUGUUUUGCCUUAAUGAUUAACACAGUUACAAUCUAUUCACAAAUUAAUAGAAGUAGUAGUAGUUUGUUUGUCAUUAAUCAAAGAAAAAAUGGCUUAUUGUACCCAAUAUUUUUUUCGUGUUUGCUAGUCUAUUUCAUGUAAAAGAAAAAAUGCCAAUUUUGAUGUUGGAACACUAGAAAAAGGGGGAAAAAAGAAAAGGAAAAAUGGGCAGGGUACAAAACGCCAAAAAAAAAAGGACGAGAUAAAGCUGAGAAAGAAGUAGUAUUGAGAGUUUAGGCCGAAAACAAUGGGCAAAUGGGACGACCUCCAAUCCAGUGUUUCCAGACUGUUUAACCGGCAAGCCUCCCGGAAACCUCCCCCCGGUGAUGGUACCUCCGGCAGCAAAGUCGUGGAGGCCGUUAGAUCUAACGGAGCCCAGAAAUCGGACGAGUACUUCCCGGACCCUCAUCGCCGUGAAAGGAUAGGCCGUGUUCUGACCAAUCUCGGCAAAUUCGCCGUUGAUUCCGCCGUCGACGAGUCCCUCAAAAGCGUUACCGGUGGCAUAAAAGUGUAUAGUAUUGGAAAGAGCUUAAAGGAUCAACCUUAUUCACAACCUUCGGAUGGGAUUAAGAAACAAGACCUUAUGAUUGCAAUGGAAGAGAUGCAAGCAAAAAUGGAGAAAAUGCAAGAAGAUGUGGACAAACUAAAGCAGCAAAAUGAGACUUGUGCUGAUUAUUCAUUGGGGUUGGAACCUUUGAAAGAGUUCCCUGAUGAGCCUUCCGAAAGUCCAAUUUCUCCAAAAACAAAUAAGAAGAAGGUGUUCAUACGCUCUCGGCUUUAAACUCCAGAAGGCCUAUAUUCCCGUGCUUGUGUACUUACUACUUACAUAACCUCUGUCUCUGUGCCCUUUUUUGUUCCUCUUAAAAGUUGUAAUUUAUUUGUUGCUUGGUUCAGUUCUUACAAUAUCAGUGUGAGAUCCUUAAACAGCAGUUGUAUAUAAUAUAUUAUAUCUUUCUUCUUUUGAUCAUCUGUUCUGUUUAUGAACCUUUUAUGCUUCCUUUUGAUUAUCCUGGUUCAUCUGCA
This is a messenger RNA of Oldenlandia corymbosa var. corymbosa, 1153 nucleotides long. The record is from the annotation of a GenBank genome assembly. Lineage: Eukaryota; Viridiplantae; Streptophyta; Magnoliopsida; Gentianales; Rubiaceae.